Messenger RNA from Musca domestica (house fly), 1161 nucleotides. Its product is annotated as gustatory receptor for bitter taste 66a-like. The transcript is spliced from 3 exons. NCBI's taxonomy places the organism in Eukaryota, Metazoa, Arthropoda, Insecta, Diptera, Muscidae. Gene Ontology annotation, biological process: sensory perception of taste. Gene Ontology annotation, cellular component: axon; membrane; dendrite. The record is from RefSeq and is a predicted model, not a curated record. Bases 1 to 1161 code for a protein of 386 amino acids.
AUGACACGUAAACCGGAAACAUUAAAACCAAUUAACCGUAAACAACAAUAUCCGCCACGUCCUUUGUUGGAGGAAUUUUCCAUUCUAUUUUACAUUGGAAAAGUUAUGGGAAUCAAUCCACAAGAUUUGCGAGAAUUCCGUAAAUAUCGCCGAUUGGAGAGGUCUCAGACGGGCGAUUUUUAUUCGAUAGUGGUCAUCGUUAGUGUGGUGAUGAAUUUCAAUCUAAUGGUUUGGGUUUUCCACGAUCCGGAAUAUUCGGUGGAAAAGGACAAUCUCACAGUGGCAAUCGGCUUCGUUCUAACCUACUUCAGUCUUUUCAUAUACUUGUCGGAUCGCAUUACUGGCCUGAGAAAUCAAGAUAAAUUUAUAGAACUGUUUGAAAAUCUUCAAGAACUCGAAGAAGAGUUAAUGGAACAGGGUAUAAGAUGCAACAACAACAUCAUCAAAUAUCGUGUCAUAUUUUUCAUUAUUAUGGCCGCCAUAUCGGAAACACUGGUAUUCGUCUUUACAUUUGCAUUUCUUGUCGAUCGUGAUUCUUGGUCGGCAUGGCUGUGGACAUUUACAGCAGUGCCUACAUUUUGUAAUUCUUUGGAUAAAAUUUGGUUUUUCGGCAUUCUCUUAGCAAUUAAGAAACGAUUUGAAGCACUGAACAAUGAAUUCGAUAACAUCGCAAAGAAAAUUGAAAAUAACCUUCCGCUACAGAAGGAACGUAAACCGAUAAUAUCAGCUUUUCGAGAGAACAAGGCGAACAAAUUCAAUCGCAAAAUUCACGUACAACCGGUGUCGAAGACAGACAUUCCUGGCAUUUAUUUGGGAGAAGUUAUUCGAAACCAUGCAGCGUUCGCACCCACAACGCCUUCGGUCAGAGAAUUAAAAUCAAGUUCGCCAAAACCUUCAAUAAUAAAUGAGUUUGGCGUAUUGGAGGAUAAAUUUGUUAAGCUUUGCCAAUUGCACAACGAUCUCUGUAUGUUGGCCGUAGAUCUAAAUGAUCUGUGGGCUUUUCCAAUUUUAGCCCUAAUGGGCUAUGGAUUCUUCAUUAUCACCGCCCAAUUGUAUUUUUUCUAUUGCUCGAAUGCAAGUCAGAUUGUUUUGAAAUCUUAUAACUAUUUUAUAUUGGGUAUCUUUAUAGGUAAUCCCUUCAUUGUUUCGCCCGGCCAGUAA